CUUUCUCUCUCUCAAACCUUUUUAGCUCCGUUGCCACUUGUUGGCAACCUGCCUGUCGGCCUUUCUGUUCCUUGCCACGGCGUGUAAACACGCCUCUCUCUCCUCCGCCUUCAACACCCAAGCCUUCACUCCCCCAAUAACCCCCCACCACCACCACCUUCUCUAUCUCAUUGCCCCAACAAUUCACAAAUCUCAUACUCUCUCUCCUCCAAUCUCUACAAUGAAAAUCAAACAAUCUUCAAACUCGGCCUCUCAAACCCUCACCGCCAAUACCUCUCAAGAUGCUCGCCUUCUCGUACGCGAGACUCUCCGGAUCAGCGCCAACCUCGCGUCCUCGCCUCCGCCGUCGACGGUAGCGGCGGAGAGUGGUGGAUUGAGGCGUGAGGCGAGCUCGGGACUGCUUGAUGAACAAUUUGUUGAUUCGAGCUUGAGAUUGAUUUGCUGCGAAGAGCUCGAUGGUCGCCGCUGGAAAUACUUUGCUGAGACCGGCGGUUCUAUGCAAUUCAAGAAGGGAUCGAUCCGUGCUGUCAGUUUACAGACACCCCAGGCUCCCGUUGAUGAGUUGAUGUCAUUUAUAAGAUCCUAUGUAGUGCCAGAAGGUUUCCCUGAUAGUGUUAGCCCUUCAUACGUGCCAUACAUGACAUGGAGGGCUCUAAAGCACUUCUUCGGUGGAGCUAUGGGUGUUUUCACAACACAAACGCUGUUGAGUUCAGUUGGAGUAUCCAGAAACACAGCAACUCAAGGUGCUGUAGCCGUCAACUGGAUUCUUAAGGAUGGUGCAGGCCGGGUUGGGAAAAUGCUUUUUUCUCGGCAAGGGAGGAAAUUCGAUUAUGAUCUGAAACAGCUUCGGUUUGCGGGGGAUAUUCUGAUGGAGCUGGGUGCUGGGGUAGAAUUGGCAACUGCAGCAGUGCCACACCUUUUUCUGCCUUUAGCUUGUGCUGCCAAUGUUGCUAAGAAUGUUGGUGCAGUCACAUCAACAUCUACUCGUACUCCAAUAUACAAAGCUUUCGCUAAAGGAGAAAACAUUGGCGAUGUUACUGCUAAAGGAGAAUGCGUUGGCAAUAUUGCAGAUUUGCUGGGAACUGGAUUGAGCAUCAUAAUGGCAAAAAGAAAUCCUUCUUUAGUCAACACAUUUGCCCUCCUCUCAUGUGGAUAUGUUCUCAGCUCUUACCAAGAGGUAAAAUCUAUUGUGUUGCAUACAUUGAAUAGGGCAAGAUUCACAGUGGCAGUAGAGUCCUUUCUUACGACAGGUCGAGUUCCGACUUUGCAGGAGGGAAAUAUGAUGGAAAAUAUAUUCAGUUUUCCAUGGUCAAAACACAGGCCUAUUGUUCUUGGAUCAAGAUUUAAAGAUGCAUUCCAAGACCCAAAUUCGUAUCUUGCAGUACAGCCUGUCUUUGAGAAAGAGAGAUAUAUAGUGACAUAUAACCCAUCUAAGGGAAAUAUAUAUGCUCUGUUCAAGGAUCAAGCAAAAUCAGAUGACAUAUUGAAAGCAGCUUUUCAUGCCCACGUUCUCCUGCAUAUAAUUCGUUCAUCGAAUGAGCAUCAGUCAGGAAAGUAUCGAGAAGAUAGUCAUUCAGUUUUCAAGCCCACCUUUGUCAAUCUUGAGGCUCGUAUUGCAGAAUCUUAUAAACUGGUCUCAGCUUUAUAUAGGCCAUUCAAGAGCAAAGCCAUAGAAAAGGGAUGGAUGAUGUCUGAAUCACUUCUUAAUCCUGGCCAUGCUCGUCUAUGUGAAUUGGUUAGUUGAGAUGAUAUGAUUGCACUCAACCAUUUCUACACAAACUUGGGCCUGGUUUGCCUGCCGUUCAGCUUGCUUUUGAUUCUUCGAACAUUUAAUGGAUAAGAUCACAAAAGCAUGCACGUAACAGGGAGGGUUUGCAUUGCACCAAUGAAGUGAUGGAACUAUGAUUGCCAUCGGUUCUCUGCUUGAGAAACUAAUGCUCUUAGCCUCUACGUGAUCUGAUGUAGAGGACUGCAUGACGCUUUGGCUCAGCUAAGGGGAAAGUGCAGUUAUCAUAGAGCUGUGAAGCGUAACAGUAAACUCUGGAACAAAGAGUUCAUUUUUGUUUUCUUGUUUAUAUUGGUUUUGUUUUUCCUUCAUAAUUUUCUUGGGGCUGCUUGGUUUGUCAGCAUAUAUAUAUAUAGACGACCUGGGAAUAUUGGUAGGGGUAAUGAUUUCUUUAUGUAUCUUUUAUUGCACAGGGACAUUGAAAAAUUGCAGUAAGCUGUUUUAGAGCAUAGAUACAUGAAGAAAAUCUGAGGUACUCAUUUCUCCUGAUGGAACUUGAGAGCCAUGUUUGAGUAAUUUAAUAUAACGAAGAACCAAAAUUUCAUGCU
This is a messenger RNA of Cornus florida, 2334 nucleotides long. RefSeq names its product protein root UVB sensitive 6-like. The transcript has 13 exons. The coding region runs from base 221 to 1744 and encodes 507 amino acids. The record is from RefSeq and is a predicted model, not a curated record. NCBI's taxonomy places the organism in Eukaryota, Viridiplantae, Streptophyta, Magnoliopsida, Cornales, Cornaceae.